AUGUCGCGUUGGGGCAGAGGCCGAAGCGGCAGCGUGGCCGUGCCGCUCGAUAGUGCCCUAUUCAGAGAAAACAGUAACUGUCCCACAGCAGCCCGGUCCGCGGGCACCGUGGGCAAAUGGGGAAUCACAAGCUUUACUUCAAUUAGAAGCGCCCCUUACGCCUACCAAAGUAAUGUUCACAAGAAACCAGUUCAAGACCAAAAUAGCCCAUUGACAGUACCAGCUGUUGAAUCUGAACAGCCACCGCCUAAACCCAAGAAGUUUUUCAAAUCACGUAACACUGAAUUGUAUCCUCCAGUACCACAAAUUACAUAUGCUCCUCCAGUACAUCCUGCACCACUCUCACCUGAACAUACCACUAAAGAGAAAAAGACAACUAAGCGAAGCAGAUAUAAUAGAGAUUCGUCUUCACCUGAACUACCAAGACGUAAUUCUGAAAAAUCUCGAGGCAAAAAGAAUGCAGUUGCAACUAAAGCAGCAAAAAAAGAGGACCCUACAGCAGAAAGUUCACAACCACCAAAUAAGCGAUACUUAGUUAGAAAUCGUGAUAAAGUAAUUAAUUAUGCAGAGGAUGGAAGCAACAGUCCAAUACCUGAAUUUACCAGAUAUGAGCCAUUACAGCCCAAGGUUUCAACCCCUAAGGCCAGUCCUCUAGUAGCCAGUGCCUCACCAAAGGCUGUCCUUAGCCUAUCACCAAGUAAAAAUGAGGUAACAAGUCCAUCAACUAGUAAGGAAAGCAAUGAAGAGCGUAAACCACCACCAAUUGUACUCCGUAUCUCCAAAGGUACGUCUAGAAUUGUUAGUACAGAUUCAAAUGAAGGUUUCACCUCCCCUGGAUCAGACCGGCAUUCAUCUAUGGAUAAUCAUUCCGAUUUUGGGUUAGAUCACAAGAAAAGUCCUUCCAUGGAUGCUAUUUGUUCCCCUAAACAUGAAGGACUUAAAAUUACUAUAAAAUGUUCUGGUUUCAAUCAAGAAGGUAAAAAAGAAAAGAAAAAAGAAAGGAAAGAUGGUCACAAAUCUCAUAAAAAGCAUCAUAAGGUGUCAUCAGAUGAUGAACCUUUAAAAAAACCAAGCUCUCCACAACCUGGUUCAGAUGCUUAUGAACUUUAUAAAACUCUUGCUUCUCCUGCACAUGAACCAAUUCAACCAGAAAAGAAUUCAAACAAAAAUAAGCAGAUAGACCUCAUAGAAUCCCAAUUGGCUAAAUUUGAUUCUACCUUAGAGGACACUAAUGAACCUCCUCCUGAGCCAAAACCCUCAGAAGUACUAUCAGGUAGAUCUCGACGAAAUAGACCUAACAUCAAUUAUAAUGAAAAUGAUGAUGAGGUGUAUGUAGCAGCUGGAAUUUCCAAUAAACAUGUAACAAAGACUGUAAAUGAAGUAAAAAGAGAUUGUAGAAAGACAAGAAAAAAGCAAGAAGGACCGCUUGAUCCAAUACCUAAUAAAUUGCAAGAUGUUCCCCUAGAACCAGAAUCAAAAGAAUCUGAAUCUCCCAUUGAACAAAAUGAAUUGAUUAAUAUUUUAGCAGGUACAGAUAAAACUGAAAGUAUACCGAAGUUAAAAAUUAAUAAAAACAAGAAAAAUAAGCAUGGCCAUAAUAAGCUCUCAAGUCCUGAUACAAAUGAAAUUACUGAUAAUACAAUUAAUGAAGUGAACGAAAUUAGUGAAGAAUUAAAUUCUGAGCUACAACCUACAGAAGAUUCACAACAGGAAGCUACCGAAAGUCAAAGCCAGACACAAACUCAAUCUACUGACUCCGCUUAUAAUAGUUGCCCUAAUGAAUUAUCAGAGGAAGAGUUGCAAAAGCAAUCUCAAGAUGUUUUUAAGUCACCUCAUUCUGAAGAACAUAAUGAAGACAAACCAAGUGUUAAAUUAGUAAUCACAAAGAAAAAGGGUUCUAUAUUCAAAAGUAAAUCUUUAGGUAAUGAUAAUCCAUCUCCACUUCCUGCACGUAAAAGACGACAUCUUUAUAAACAUGAAUGGGCUAAUGAUAAAGGUAAUGAGACUCCAAGACCCGAACAACCGGAAGCUAAUGAAGCCCAGAAUCCUGCCAGUCAAGUAUCCGAGGAACUUACCAGAGUCACUCGCUAUAGAGCUGCUGAUCCAAUUAUAGAUGACCCAAUAUCCAAUGAACCUGUAAAACCUUACACCAGUGUGAGAUGUGCAAAAGAAGCAAAAGAGUAUUAUACUGUUGUGAGGAAUGUGAAGAAAGCACAUCAAAUCCAAGAAAUAGGUGAAUUCCAAGAAUUUAAUGAUGAUGUUGAAUAUCUUCUGGAUGCUUUACAGGACAACAACCCGAUGUCGACACGUUGCCUGUCUGCCAUCACGCUAGCCAGUAAAUGUACGGCGCCCGCGUUUCGCAUGCACCUACGAGCGCACGGCACCGUGCAGAAGUUCUUCAGUGCUCUACAUGAUGCAACUAAUGAUCAGAGUUUGGGGCUGUGUACAGCAACAGUUAUGUUUGUACUCUCCCAAGAUCGUCUCAAUAUGGAUUUGGACCGUGAAUCACUGGAACUUAUGUUAAAUUUACUGGAGUCUGAUGCUUCUCACAAAAACGCUCUGGAUGACUGCGGCUUGACAUCAGCUCAACUUGCCAAGACACAAGAGAGAGUUCGAGAGUUAUGUGCAGAGAUCAAAAAUCAAGGAAAAGCCAAGCAUUUAGAUUUAGAUAAUAUUACUGUGGGGCAUUUAGCCAUGGAGACGCUGCUCUCGCUGACGUCGAAGCGCGCCGGCGAGUGGUUCAAGGAGGAGCUGCGCAACCUGGGCGGCGUGGACCACAUCGUGCGCACCAUACAGGACUGCGCCGACAAGCUGCACGCGCCCGCCGCCGCCUGGACCAACACUCACCUGGACAUCCUGCGGAAGGCUGACCGCUGCAUGCGGGUUCUCGAGAAUGUGACGCAGAUGAACGAGGCGAACCAGCAGCACCUGGUGUGCGGCGGGCUGGGCGCGGCGGGCACGCUGGCGGCGCUGCUGCGGCGCUGCGUGGGCGAGGCGCGCGCGCACCUGCACCUGCGCCACGCGCUGCUCGACGCGGCGCUGCCCGCCGUCAAGGUGCUCGUCAACCUGUCGCACUCCUUCGCCGGCCUCUCAUCAUCGAUUGGAGCUCAAGUGGUUGGUGAACAACCAUCGGUCAUGGAGGUGUGCUUGAUAAUGUUGAACAAUCAGGACAACUUCAUUCCAGACUCAAAUAACUUCGAUUUCUCUGUCUGUGUUUUAAUGCUGCUAAUCAACCUAGUACAAAACAACGACGUGAACACACAGCGAUUGCUUAGCUUAAGAAUUCGUGUGGACAACGAAAAUGAUAUUAUAUCGCGGAGUGUCUCUGCGCUGGAUUUGAUUAUUGACUUGUUCCAUAAGAGAGUUGAACUUGCCAAGCGAGCAGAAGAAAACACAGACGCCUUACUGGAUGGCGAAAAGGACGGUGAGGAUAGUGAUAACAAGAAACAGCCAGAUGACAUUGAUGAAACUGUUGCAAAACUGCUGGCGCGCGCGGGCACGCACAUGGAGCACACGAUGGUGGGCGCGUACCUGGCGCUGCUGGUGGGGCAGGCGGCGCUGGGCGCGGGCGCGGCGGCCGUGCGCGCGCGCCUGCCCACCUACGCGCCGCUGCUGCCCACGCUGCGCAAGUACUUCGCCUUCCUCUCGCUCACCGCCAGUGCGGAAGCGGCAAUAGUGGCGCACGUGAAGUCCACCCAGCGGAUAAUCCAGUUCAUGGAGAACAGCGACAAGGAAGGCGAAGCCUCCGCCGCGACGGCCGCCGCCCCCGCCGCAGCCCCCACUCCCCUUCCCACCGCCUCAUACUACACGGGAUACUACCAGACUUCACCCUCCGACGUGCCGCAGGACAUGUCACUGAGCAACCUCAACUACGGCGCCAACUACUCCUCCGGCUCCGACCGGAUGUCCUCCUCCAUGGAGGUUGACGGCUACCAUUGAAUUUGGAACUAGCUGCGACGUGUGCUCGCCAAGCGUGGAUAUAGAACUCACCGACAGUCUGCUCUCUGUGGAGGUUGGCAGUUACCAUAGAAUUGUCGACUAGUCGUAUGGAAAUGGAACUCACUUUGGCAUUUGUAAUUUUCUUUUUUAUUUUUAAACGCGUUCGAAUUGAUGCAUGUUGGUUUGCAUUGAUUUGAUGUUUUUAAAUUUUUAAUUGUAAAUCAAUUUCGAUUUUUUUAGUUUUAAGCUAAUGCUGGAUAAAGUAAGUAUACUUUAUCCAGCAUUAGCUUUAUUAUGCUAUAUUAGUUUUCUAAUAGAAUGCUUAAAGUUGGUUUCUAUUUUCAUAUCGCCGUCUGUGGAACCAUAUAAUUUUAUGUGAAAGGCUAGGUACCCAUAUAGCUAUGGUGUAAGUUUGCAAUCUACAAUUUUUAAUGAAACCUUCAAAUGUUGUUGAUCACAAACAAUUAUGUAUGUAUACCCUUAAUGUGUAUGUGGAUACCUAGCAUUAAGUUAAAUACUUAAUAUAAAGUAAUAUGUGUUCCAUGAAAGUAUGAUUGGAUACGGCUGAAAGUUCACGCUGAGUACUGCAAGUGUUUUGUUUUUAAAAUUUUAUUGUGUGCGAGUGGUUGAUGGGAGACUUGUAAAUAAAAUCUAAAUCAAUUUAAUGUAUAGAUAAAUCAUAAAACAUGCCAUUCGUAAUAUUAGAGUUUGUUUCCGUAUAAUGAAUUGUUAUGAAUUGUUUUUUAGUACCUCAUCUUUUGUAAUAUUCCUUUGUCGCCUUUGUAAAUAGAUCCACAUUAGAUAGUUGAGUUGGAUAUGGGUUAUGAUCUUAAUGAAAUUGAGAUAUUUCCGAGUUUAAGCCUUAAGUGGCAGUAUAAAAGUGCAAAGAUAGUCAAUAAGUGUAUAAUAGAUGUGAAUUCCGUUAUGUGAAUAUGUAUGCACUUUUUGUAUAGAACUGAGAGUGACAAUCUAUCGAGUAUUGUUCUCACGAGGCACAAUUCUUUGUAACUAAAUAAGUAGAUAGUUUAAUAGAUCGGUCUCUGAUCGAGAUACAUUGGAAGAUUAUGUGACGCUGGUCGGACGAGACAGAAUGUUUUCGCAAUGUACAAACACUGUUAAUUACAUGAGAGACAUUUUAAAUAAAUAGGAAAAAUCACGAUCGGAUUUUUAAUUAUGUGGUUAAAUUGCGGUUGACCUUUUAAAAGAAAAUGUAGACAAAUUGACUGAUCACUUCUAUUUCACUCGUAGUAUCUGUGGAAAUUCCAUACUUUGAAACUAUUUCUGCCUGCAAUAAGUUGUCGAACAAAGCAAUCACAUAGUAUUUAUUGAGGUUGAACUAAUUGCUUGAUAAUUUAUGUAUGUUGUUGAAUAUUGCAUCAGAUUGAAUUGGUUAGUUGCUAGUUUGUUAUAGUGAAUGAUAGCCUUUAUGAAUAGCUUAGGGUUGAAAUUGAAUCCGGAUAAUUAAUCUUUAUAAGAUUUGGAUAACAUUUCAAAAGUUGGACAUUAUAAUUUUUAAACUCCAUCACAAUUGUUCUUAUUUUUAUUUAUUUUGCUCAUUACAUAAACAUUUGUAGCUUUAAUUAUUUUCAAGGAUAGUUUUAAUGUUUCUUUUUCACAAGUAGUAAAUAAAACAAUGGCACCCUACUUAAUAAUCUUUUAAUAUUUUGUAUAAUCUAUUCUGAUUCUGUGUCCCAGAUUAUAAACUAGUGUUGGGUAAAUUAUUUAGGUACAAUUUUAAAGAAAACAUAUUUUGGGGAAAACUUUUUAUUGAAUUAAAUAGCUUCUAGUUUAUUGUUUAUAUGGGUAUCAAAUUCUCAGUCUUAACAUGUAUAAUAUUCUAUUGAAAUUUGUAAUAUAUAGGGAAAUUUGUGUGAAUGCCUUCCGAUAGUAGUCGGUUUUGUGUUUUGUGAAAUUCAAUAUAUUACACCAAUGUAGAGUUGACAGCUUUAUUAUAUAGACAUACAUACUUGCAGUCGUUUUAUUUGUUUUAGCCUAGCCUGACUUGGUACCUAAAUUUGCGGCUUAUUAUAAUAAAUUGACUUUAUAGACUGGAAUAUUCGUGUACAGUUUUAUUCUUAUAUCUAAAUUAUAUUUUACGUAAUUUAUUGAACUAUAGUUGUAUGAAUUUUGCUGUGUACGCGUUGCGUUAUUUCUUGUAUAUCACAUAUGUUUUCUAUAUUAUGUUGUUAGCCUGUGUCGAGAGUUUGAUAUCUUGAGAAAUUAUUGUAAAUGUAACGUGUAAUUAUGUUUUGAAGUAUUACGUGUAAUUAUUAUUAUUAAAAGAAGGACAA
This is a messenger RNA of Zerene cesonia (dogface butterfly), 6230 nucleotides long. RefSeq names its product protein wings apart-like (gene wapl). Gene Ontology annotation, biological process: regulation of chromosome condensation. NCBI's taxonomy places the organism in Eukaryota, Metazoa, Arthropoda, Insecta, Lepidoptera, Pieridae. The transcript is spliced from 14 exons. Bases 1 to 3939 code for a protein of 1312 amino acids. The record is from RefSeq and is a predicted model, not a curated record.